AUGCCAUUUGGGCUCAGUUCAAAAAUUCAACAUUUUCAAAAUGACUCUAACAAGCCAACAGAUGUUGAUGAAUUGUUUGAUAUUGAGCAUUUACCACCAAUAGUUGAUAAUUACUGCGAGGACCAGAGCCAAUAUGAACUUGGACUAUUUGCAGUCCGUCGUCUGGAUGUUUUUCCAGAGCAUCCGCUUCAAGUGUUCCUGGGCCCAGUGAUAUUGAGGUCUCAAGAGCGAACCAAAUAUGUCGGGGCGGCUACUUCAGACGAUAUUUUAAGUCUACUCAAGCCGGAAACUUUUAACUGGGUGGAUGAGGUCGAGCAGUCUACUGAGCAAGAAGAGGAGGAUCAUAAAAAUGCUUCAAUGUUCUUUGUGGUAGACUCACUGGAGCAUUCAAAUCCUUCAGGCCCACCUGCCUCGUUGAACGAUCCCUUGGACACCGAGACGCUACAGGAGGGCAGCAGAUUGCAAGAUAUUGAAAUACAUUUGGACAACAUGCCACAGUAUCUAGCGUUGGCUCCAGCUAAAUCCCCAUUGAAAUUGGUGUCUUCCGAAGCGGCAAAGGAAAUGGCGCGACAAAUUGACUUGAUAAGGAACUAUCCCAACAUCCACCACUUCAACUGGCUUGGGGACGCCAUGAUGGAACGCAGCUACACUUCUCCAGAAAUAUCGUUAUUUGUCAUCGUCUCUCCGCCAAAGCCCUUAUAUUCGGAGCACUUAAUGCGGCAAGCAGUAACACUUUGGCAAGCAAUGAAAUUCGUGGAUCCCAUCCUCUAUCGCGGUCGCUGGGAAGACUUGACCUUUUCUGGACACAGGUUGUUCAAGGCCGUCACCGGUCAAGCGUUCCAGUUGUACACGCCAGUUGGUACAUGGCAGCAUGAUGCUCCCGACCCUGACUUUCAAGAGCCGAUCGUUGACUCCUCAGAUCUGCAUUCCUAUGCUAGUGAGACAGGAAUUCCGCUUAACGGGUGGUUAAGCGUCCAUUUCGCGUUUACCCGUGAUGAAUACCUCGAUCAGGCCAAUAAACAUUCUGAGCCAAAGUCGAAGGAAAGACUAGAACGCCGGCCGUUUAGAAGGUCCCCCCUUCAGCAAUGCAUGGUGGCAGAUGACGCAGGCGACGCACCAUACAGCAAGGCAGAGACCAGCUGA
Messenger RNA from Blastomyces gilchristii SLH14081, 1143 nucleotides. RefSeq lists its product as uncharacterized. The coding region runs from base 1 to 1143 and encodes 380 amino acids. The record is from RefSeq and is a predicted model, not a curated record. NCBI's taxonomy places the organism in Eukaryota, Fungi, Ascomycota, Eurotiomycetes, Onygenales, Ajellomycetaceae. The transcript has 2 exons.